CAUUCAUCCAAAUUCAUGAAACAUUUUUUGUAAGAACCAAAACAAAAUUUACGAAUUAUCACAGAUAUACACGGGCCCAAUCAUUAAAAAUGGCCCAGUCUGUGUAAGGUCAAGCCCAGAAGAAAGCUGAGAACGUAACAAACUCGAAGACGACAUUCAGUUUUCGUUUUCUUCAUUUUUCUUUUUAUUCUCCACAAUUUGUUAGAAGUUUGUUAGGGAGUUGUUAUUCUUUUCUGUAUAAAGCCAUGUACAGAUUGAUGAUUAUGGAUAUAUAGAGAAAAUUUCUUCAAACACUGAAAUGGUAUCAGAGCUUUUUCUCUGAUUUUUUCUUUUUGCACUUUCUUUCUGGGUUUUCUGGGUUUUCCCUGCAUCUUCCAUGGCAGACCCUGUUCCCGCUGUUCUUGCUCCGGCUGUUGCGGUUGCUCCUCCAGCUCCGUAUACACCCGAUUUUGACAGUCCUUAUUAUCUCUCGACUUCCGAUCAUGGUGGGGUGGUUAUCGUCACAAAACCCCUGACUGGCGUGGGAGAUUUUCCUUCUUGGCUUCGUGCUUUCCGAAUGGCUCUCGAGGGUCGGAACAAGAUUGGCUUCGUCGACGGUUCUCUACCCAUGCCCGCGGAGGACGAUCCAACUCAUCGUUUCUGGGUUCGAAACAACGCCAUUGUGGGUGGUUGGAUCAUGAACUCGGUUGCUGAGCAUAUUGCUCAAAGCUUGCUUUAUGUUGACACGGCUCGAGACAUGUGGUUGUUUCUGUCGAAGAGCUAUCAACAAAGCAGUGCCCCAAGGAAAUAUAGGGUCAAGCAGAAAUUGCGCGAUUUGCGUCAAGCCUCGAUGGAUGUCGCCUCCUACUUUACUGCCAUCUUUGCCGUUUGGAAGGAGUUUAAGUCCAUCCGAGCCAAUCACUCGUGCACUUGUGGCCGCUGCACAUGUCUUCUUUCAAAAAGAUGGAAUGAUGAAGAUGAAAGUGACUUCGUCAUUGAUUUCCUUUUUGGUCUCAAUGACGAAUAUGAGGGAGUCCGUAGUCAUAUUCUUGCCAUGGAUCCACCUCCUGAUCUUCAAACCGCCUACAACCUGGUUCUUCAGCAAGAGCAACAGCGCCUUAUUCGCCCUGUGAAGCCCUCUGACGCGGUUGUUUUUCAAACUUCUUCUCCUUCCUUGCCCGAAGCUAUAUCUGCUGUUUCUAGCUCUACUUUCAAAGGGAAGCAGCGACCGCUUUGCACUCAUUGUGGGUUGUAUGGCCACACAAUCCAGAAAUGUUAUCGGCUUCACGGCUUUCCACCUGGUUACCGAGCUCCGAAAUCUGGUAUAACAGCAUCUCCUCGUCCUUCAGCUCGAUCACAGACCAAGCCUUCCAACAACUUUGCAAAUGUUGCCACGGAUACUGGUUGUGUUGCUGAUGUGGAUAAGCUUUCUUUGAACCAGAUUCAUGAUCUUUGUUCUAAGAUCAAUAAUCGCCUCAAAUCAUCCAAUGCUACCAUCACCGAGAACGGCGCUCCUGCCUCUGAUCCAGACACUGGAACGUUCUCGGGGAUCGACGAUUGGGAGGGCUAAGCUCUUGCACAAUCUCUAUUUCCUCGAGUCCGAUUUCAAAC
Tarenaya hassleriana is the source of this 1590-nucleotide messenger RNA. RefSeq lists its product as uncharacterized. Lineage: Eukaryota; Viridiplantae; Streptophyta; Magnoliopsida; Brassicales; Cleomaceae. The coding region runs from base 377 to 1549 and encodes 390 amino acids. The record is from RefSeq and is a predicted model, not a curated record. The transcript has 2 exons.